CUCCGGCCCCAGGCACCAGGGCGCCAGGACGGCGAAGAUGUUGGCUUCCUUAGUCCGGGCAACUGUCCAGGCUGUGAGCAAGAGGAAGCUGCAGCCCACCCAGGCAGCCCUCACCCUGACACCUUCAGCAGUAAACAAGAUAAAACAACUUCUUAAAGAUAAGCCUGAGCAUGUAGGUGUAAAAGUUGGUGUCCGAGCCAGGGGCUGUAACGGCCUUUCUUAUACUCUAGAAUAUACAAAGACAAAAGGAGAUUCUGAUGAAGAAGUUAUUCAAGAUGGAGUCAGAGUAUUCAUGGAAAAGAAAGCACAGUUAACACUUUUAGGAACAGAAACGGACUAUGUUGAAGACAAAUUAUCCAGUGAGUUUGUGUUCAAUAACCCAAACAUCAAAGGGACUUGUGGCUGUGGAGAAAGCUUUAAUAUUUGAAAUCUCAGGACUCUUCUGGCCGUAGGUUCCAGGAAAGCUGGUGGAAGCUUUGGGGCUCACUGCAGAAAUCAUGUGACUGUCACGUGCUGGAAAAUAAAGUGAUACAUCUUGAAAAUGAAGCCAGUGUGUUGGAUUCCAGAAGAAAUGAUAUUUGUAUUCUCUAUAGGGGACAAAAUGAGAAGUCAUCACUCUCUUUGGAUCAUUUAGAUCUCUUGCAUCCUUUGUUUUAGAACCAGUUUCAUUAAAGUUGCCUUCCUGGACACCUGUUUAUCCAUUUCCUGAACUGUGUGCACUCCUUAGAUCGCUAUUGAAUGGCUUGAACAUCCCUCAGCAUUUCUCCCAACCAGAUCGGUGACUCCUAAAAUCUGAGACAGGACGUCCUGACUGCUGGUAGUAAUAUGGUGGUGCUUUGUUUCUUCCACCCGAACUUAACAUAGCCUUUUCAUACAUUUUUAUGAAAAAUUUCAUUGUCAGCUGCCUCAUUGCAUACGCUUUAAUAGUACCAGGCAAAGAUUUUCUUCAACUAUAGUACAGAUUAGUUCUGAGUGAUGGUAUGAUAAGGUGAGAGAGACGUCAUCCACCUGUUUUUUAAUCCAUUUCUUUUGCCACCCUAUAUGUCUGUUCAGAGAUGGGAUCUCAAGCUGAUUUUGAUUCUUUUAGUUGAGGAGUCUCUUAAAGCCAUCUAGCCCACCUCCCUCAAUUCUCUAUGUGAGGAAGCAAAACCCCAGGGAAGCCAAAGGGCUCGUCUCCACCCUGACUCUAUAGGUUGGGGGAGAGUAGGGACUCUACCCCCCUCUCCGCUUCCUUGUAGGUGACACAUGCUGUGCCCUCUGAGGCAGUCAGCGAAGGCAAAUGGUCUGACUGCUUUAUGUGGUCAACAUUUUAAUAGAAUUUCUUUAUAAUUUGAUAGAGAUUAUAUUAUUUUUAUUUUAUUUUGAGUGGGAAGAAUUUUAAAACCUUUUUAUGUGAAUUACCAUCUUGUUUCUUUCACCUUUGAAACAGUGGUUUGUAGGAGAGAUGACAUUGUAGCAACCCAGAAUUAUGCUUUUGGAAUGCGGUCCUCACUGUGCAGGAGAACAUGGGGAUCUUUUGUUAAAAUUCCCAGUGUGCAUACACUUUCCGGUUCCUCGGUCCAGUUGCUAAAGUUCUUAGUAUUUUAGCCUAACAUAUUUAUCACCAACUUUUCUUUAAAAGUGUUCCUUUUGUCACUUAGUUACUGAUUUUCCUGGG
Molecule: messenger RNA, 1657 nt
Organism: Pongo pygmaeus (Bornean orangutan)
Lineage: Eukaryota; Metazoa; Chordata; Mammalia; Primates; Hominidae
Product: iron-sulfur cluster assembly 1 homolog, mitochondrial-like
Exons: 1
Coding region: 38-427 (129 amino acids)
Biological process (GO): iron-sulfur cluster assembly
Cellular component (GO): mitochondrion; cytoplasm
Molecular function (GO): 2 iron, 2 sulfur cluster binding
Source: RefSeq, a predicted model, not a curated record